AACUCAAACGACGACGAUGUCUUCAAUAAUAGAAUUCCAGAAAGCUAGUGCCAACAAACUCAAACUGUUCUAUGAGGCGCCAUUAAAAAUCAUCAAUAACCUCACAAACGUCACUCCAGAGACAAUAAAAACAGCGGCUGGAAAUAGCGUAAAAGAGCUUCAAAAGCAUGACGAAAUCAAUACAGCAAAGGUAGAUGCUAGUCAAUUCCCUCAUCAAGCUGCUAUUGGUGCAAACUUGGCUAACUUCAGCUACUCACUUAAGAAAACCCAAAGGUCAAAGUUAGACAUCAAACCAUUAGAGGAUAAUCCAUCAGCUGAGCCACUCAAUUGGAAUACAGGUGAAAUCUAUGCUAACGCUCAAAACCUCGCUAGAGAAUUGAUGGAAAUGCCACCAAAUUACUGCACUCCAACUUACUUUGCUGAGAGAGCAGCUAAGGAAUUUGAAGGUAUUGAGAAUAUCAAGCUUCAAGUAUUUGACAAAGACUGGGCACAGUCUAUGAAGAUGAACACUUUCUUGUCCGUCGCUCAAGGUAGCACCGAGCCAUGCAAAUUCUUGCAAAUUGAGUACAACGGAUCCGCAAACAAGGAGGAUAAGCCACUUGCACUCGUCGGUAAAGGAAUCACAAUGGACACCGGUGGUAUUUCUAUUAAAGGAGGUGCAGGAAUGGAUCUUAUGAGAGGUGAUUGCGGUGGUGCUUGCACCCUUUUGGCAACUACACAAGCUAUUGCUAAGCUCAAGUUGCCAAUUAAUGUCGUUUUCGUUGCACCACUCACAGAAAACAUGCCUUCUGGAACUGCAACAAAGCCAGGUGAUAUCAUCACUUCCAUGUCAGGAUUGACUGUAAACGUGCUCAAUACGGAUGCCGAGGGUAGGUUGGUCUUAGCUGACGCACUUUACUAUGUCUCGACCAAGUUCGAUCCACACACGGUCAUUGAUUGUGCAACACUCACAGGUGCAAUGAUGAUUGCACUUGGUGAAGCAUACAGCGGUAUCUUCUCUACAACUGAUGAUUUAUGGAAGUUGCUCGAGGACGCUGGUCUGGCGGAGAAUGACAAAUUCUGGAGAAUGCCAUUCGAUGAUUUCUACUUGAAGCAGAUUAACAAUACAGCUGCUGAUUUAGCAAACACUGGCGGCCGUCCAGCCGGUGCAUGUACUGCUGCUAUCUUCCUCAAGCAAUUCGUCGAUGGUAUCAACUUCAAUGCUGAAGAGGGUGAAAAGCCACGCCGUCAAUAUGCACACAUUGAUAUUGCAGGCUCUAUGGAGUGCACUAAACCUGAAAGCUACAAUACUAAGGGCAUGUCGGGACGUCCAACUAGGGCACUUAUUGAAUACGCUAGAAGAUUAGCUGAAAAGAAAUAAAUUCCUGUAUGAUGAAGUAAUUCUAACUUUGAGUUUUGAUUUCUUACU
Molecule: messenger RNA, 1408 nt
Organism: Wallemia mellicola CBS 633.66
Lineage: Eukaryota; Fungi; Basidiomycota; Wallemiomycetes; Wallemiales; Wallemiaceae
Product: leucine aminopeptidase
Exons: 5
Coding region: 17-1360 (447 amino acids)
Biological process (GO): proteolysis
Cellular component (GO): cytoplasm
Molecular function (GO): manganese ion binding; metalloaminopeptidase activity
Source: RefSeq, a predicted model, not a curated record